AUGGCUAGCGACGGGCCUUCAGCACGCUCUGGGCUCACGCCGAUACGCUCACUGGACGGGCUCUCGCCAGUCAAAGUGCCGCGAGAGGCGGACCUCUCGUGGCAGGUGUGGAACCGCGAGCUGGAGCUGAUGCGGCACCACUACGAGGACAUCAUCCGCCGCAAGGACGACGAGUUCCGCAAGCUCAAACAGAACUUCGAUUUUCUCAAGGACGAGGCGCAGCAGCAGCAGCUGAAGCUCAAGAACCAGGAACAGAUUUUGGCGGCGGAGAAACGCCGGUCGUUGUCGCCGAAACCGGGGUCGAUACCGUCGCUGCUGGAGGUGGAGCUAAAGCUGAAAGUGAACCUGUUGGUGGUGUUGUUGAAGGAAAAGGAAGCCGAGGUUAACCAAUUGAAACAGGAGAACGCGUUGCUUGACCAAAACCUCAGGGAGAAUAACCAGGAACUUCAGCAGACUUUGGAUGACCACCAGGCGGAGUUGGACUUGCUCAAACAACAGGCAGCCAGUCAUCGAGCCGAGAAUGUUGACCGGGAACAGCUUACCGAUGAGAUACGCCGAUUGCUGUCCCAAGUCACCGACUUGAAGGCGAAGGUGUCGCUGAAAGAGCAACGCCAGUUCUCGGUAGCCGUGCUUGAGGAAGAGCUUGCUCGCUACCGCAAACACGCUCUGGAACUCGAAGGAGCUAAACUACGCAUUAAAGAGCUUGAGCUCGACAAUAUGAAGCUUGAAGCCCGCCUCAAUAGCCCCCGCCCAGCGACCAAUAACGACGGUACCUACUUGGAGUUGUUGGCGGUGAAAGAUAAGUACGACGAGCUUUCCAUCGAGUUCAAGGGUUUACUCGAUAAGUGCCAGUGGCUUGAGGACCAAGGGCUCGAGCUUGCGGGGCAAGUCGAAGCGGCGGAGGCCAAGGUGCUGGCGAUGCGUGACGAAAGAGAUGAGGCCCAGCGCCAAACCCAGCUCCGCCAGACCGAGAUCGACUUCUUACGUAACCAGAUUAACUCGGGAUCAGACAAUGGUGACUACAUCAAGCGGUUAGAAGCUCAAGUGGAGGAGUUACGCCGCACUACUCAACAGCAGCAACCAUUACAACCACCAACGUCUCAACUGCCGCUGCUGCUGCCGCUGGUGAAGCGGAUGCGAGUGGAGAACGACGUCUACAAAAAGCUUCGCCAGCAGAACACUGAGUAUGCCGUGCAAGUGAAACGACUUGACCAAGCUAAGCAACAACUUGAAGGUCAAGUUAAGCGACUCGAGCAAAUCAUCUCGCAGCAAAAGGAUGUUCGAGUGUUACAGCUACGCGCUAACCCUUUGACGACCGAUCAGUUCAUCAAGCAAGAACAGAUCGACGCGUUGAGAGAGGAAAAUCGCGCCUUACGCGACGAAAACUGGCACCAGCGAGACGUGGUGCCUAAAGCCACCUACGACGCCUUGCAACAGGAAAUGCUGGUGGUCCGCUCACGGGUGGACUCCGUGGGUAAGCGCAACCUCCGCUUAAAGGAACAGUACCAAAAGAUGACCACUAAAGUGACAGCGGCGAUCAUUCGCUACUUUGGCUACGAGUUCCGCUUUGUCGAGGACCCCACCAACCCGCUCCAGGUGACGCUGAAAUUGAAGCUCCAAUCAAAACACUACCAAGGCUCUGGUUACUUAAUCAUUGAUAUCGAUACCCAGGAAUUGGAAGUGCAUGGCCCGCCUGAGUUCAAGCUGUUGUGCACGUCGGUUGCCGAGCAGUGGGUCGACCCGCAGAACAAGCCGACGCUUCUUUUGGCGGCGCUCAGUCUCAAGUUGUUUUCGUCUUCUAAUUCCGACCGCGCUGCUUGA
Diutina rugosa is the source of this 1821-nucleotide messenger RNA. RefSeq lists its product as uncharacterized. Bases 1 to 1821 code for a protein of 606 amino acids. Gene Ontology annotation, biological process: attachment of mitotic spindle microtubules to kinetochore; mitotic spindle assembly checkpoint signaling. The record is from RefSeq and is a predicted model, not a curated record. Gene Ontology annotation, cellular component: kinetochore; mitotic spindle; nuclear envelope. The transcript has a single exon. Lineage: Eukaryota; Fungi; Ascomycota; Pichiomycetes; Serinales; Debaryomycetaceae.